AUGGAUCUGAAGCACAGUGCGGGUGGAGCUGGCGAGAACAGCGAGACCUUCAUUGCCACCAGCAAGUCCACAGACAUGAUCACGCCCAAGGAGAAGGAGGGCAAGGGGGCCAAGGCGGCGGGUGGCCAUAACCCUCCAGCCGAAGGGUACAAAGUCUACGCCCGACGCUGGGCGGUGCUCAUCCUCUUUGUGUUCUACUCAUCCUCGAAUGCCAUGCAGUGGAUACAAUACACCAUCAUCAACAACAUAAUAACCCGCUACUAUGGCAUCAGCGACAAGUGGGUGGACUGGACGUCCAUGAUUUAUAUGAUCCUGUACAUACCGCUCAUAUUCCCCGGCAGUUGGUUUUUGGAUAAAGUGGGUCUUCGCAUCACGGCCCUCGUUGGAAUCGUGGGCACUUGUGUGGGUGCCUGGAUCAAGGUCUUCUCGGUGGACCCGUCGCUCUUCUACGUCAGCUUCAUCGGCCAGUCGAUCGUGGCCCUGGCCCAGGUGUGCAUCCUGUCGCUUCCCGCGCGCCUGGCUGCGGUGUGGUUCGGUCCGGACCAGGUGUCCUCGGCCACCAGCGUGGGAGUCUUUGGCAACCAGCUGGGCGUGGCCGUGGGCUUCGUGCUGCCACCCAUGCUGGUGCCCAACUCACCGGAUCUCGAGACGGUGGGCAGUGAUCUGCAGAUGAUGUUCUACUUGGUGGCCGGGCUCACCUCCAUCCUGCUCGUCCUGAUGGUGAUAUUUUUCCAGGACAAGCCACCCACUCCGCCAUCCGCCGCCCAGGAGGCGGCCCAACUCUUGGAAAGUUCCGGAGCGGAGCAAGUCAGCUUCAUGCAGUCGCUGAAGAACCUGAUGACCAACCGGAACUUCAUCUUCCUGCUCCUCUCGUACGGCAUCAAUGUGGGCGUCUUUUACGCCAUUUCCACGCUCCUCAAUCCGGUGGUGCUGAAGUAUUAUCCCGGCCACGAGGUGGACGCCGGACGUAUUGGGCUCAGCAUUGUGCUAGCCGGGAUGCUGGGCUCCGUGGUAUCGGGCAUUGUGCUGGAUAAGACGCACAAGUUCAAGGAAACGACGCUGGCGGUCUACGCGCUGUCCAUGGUGGGCAUGUGGAUCUUCACCUUCACCUUGGACACGGGGCACAUCGCGGUGGUCUACCUGACGGCCUCGCUGCUGGGCUUCUUUAUGACUGGUUACCUGCCGGUGGGCUUCGAGUUCGGCGCCGAGCUGACCUUCCCGGAGCCGGAGGGCACAUCCUCCGGCCUGCUGAACGCCUCCGCCCAAACCUUCGGCAUAUGCUUCACGCUCUUCUAUUCGGAGCUGUUCACAACGUUUGGCGACAUAGCCGCCAACAUAACCAUGGCCGUGAUGCUGAUUGUGGGCACCAUUAUCACGGCCAUCACCCAGUCGGAUCUGCGGCGCCAGAACGCCCAGGUGCCGGCCAGCGGCCAGGCUGGCAAUCCAUAGGAAACUCAGGCCGGCACGGCGACCGUCUUUUAUGUAUAGUAUUCCACGCAUAUCGUUUUACUAUUUAAUUUAUUUAAUAGUUUACUGUACAUUCCGUUGUAGCCUUAAGUGUUGAAUUUUAAACUGUUCAUUAAAGGUGCAUAGCAACAUACACACGAACACAAACACGACACGACACGCACACCACAUGCGAAUACAAACACGAACAUGAAUAUGAAUAUGAGUAAGCUUAGGCAGUUAUUUUUUCAAUUUUAUAUUGGCCACCGAUUACGGUUUAGUGCUUAGGUUAGAUGAAUCCAAAUUCAGCAGCCCCGAGACUUGCAUCGAAAUUCCGCUUUAUCUUUGCGUUGCCACUGCACUGCAACACCAACUAACACAGGCAAGCCACACAGUACAGACGAGACAAGACAUGUUACGUAUUACGUAUAUGGAAAUAUGCCCAGUAUUAUAGCCCUAAUAUUCUAGCGAACGUUGACAGUUUGAUUGCUAAGCGGAGUAUCCAAAGCAGUUUGAGGCAGUGUAUCCGAAACCAGCGAAUGCCGAAUUACCGAACAGUAGCUGCGCUGCUCUCGUCUUCGAUUGUUGUUCCCCCCUCCUUCGCCUUUCGCCUUCUGCAACAGCGUGUGUACAUAAUAUAUAUAACUGUAUUCCGAACCCGAUCCACCGAGGGCGCUGCUACUGUUGUACAAAGCACAAGUAUAUCCUGCAUAUCUGGCAAACUGUAAUAUUUUGGAUGAUGAUUUACAACUAACAGCAGAUUCAAGUCAAAAUAUAUACAUAUAUACCUAUACGAGAAAUAUAUAUCUAUACAUUUGAUAGUGUUGUGAAGUAGAGGAACCCACACUGAACACUCCGCCGGCGGCAAUGCGUAAUCCACUUUUGUAGAUAGCCUUUAGGCCGACCUUUAGGCCAAGUGACAAGCGCAAGGAAGUUAUGCAUCUUCCACCCAGAGUCAAUUGAGAUGGCCAAGGAGCAGACACACUGACUACCUGACAUGAACCACCUACACAGUACAGAAACCCUGGUGCCGAAUCCGAGAUGGGCACUAGAACAGCCGGCGUCGUGAUAACACGCAAGCUUUAACUCUCACUUGUUGUUAGAUUCCGGAUGGUCAGAGAUAAAAAGAUAGUUAACACGCGGAAGCCACGUAGCGAUUUCUUCAUAGCCACGAGUUCUUGCAAAACGAUAUAUGUGAAUGUAAAUGUGUACGUGUAUAAAAGUAUUCAAUAAACUAUAUUAAAU
Messenger RNA from Drosophila mauritiana, 2691 nucleotides. Its product is annotated as feline leukemia virus subgroup C receptor-related protein 2. The record is from RefSeq and is a predicted model, not a curated record. The coding region runs from base 1 to 1449 and encodes 482 amino acids. The transcript is spliced from 9 exons. Lineage: Eukaryota; Metazoa; Arthropoda; Insecta; Diptera; Drosophilidae. Gene Ontology annotation, cellular component: membrane. Gene Ontology annotation, molecular function: heme transmembrane transporter activity; heme binding. Gene Ontology annotation, biological process: heme export; transmembrane transport.